CGUUCAUCCAGCUUGCGUCCGUCUUCCAGCGGUCCAGAUCUCUGCUUCCUCUCUUCUCACUGACCCACCUCAUCCGGCUGCGGACGGGAGUCUCGUCUCUUGUCUCCAGAUGGACUUGGACACAUGUCUCAGACUCGUCCUCCUCCUGCAGGCGGCGAGCUGCAGCCCCGGGCUGCUGGUGGACGUGCUUGUGGACCGCUACGACGUACCGAAGGUUUGUCCGCGAGAAGUGCGAACGGAAGACUUCAUCCGUUAUCACUUUAACGGAACCUUCCACGACGACGGGAAAAAGUUCGACUCCAGCUAUGAUCGAGGGAAAGCCUUCAUCAGUCAGGUGGGCCUGGGCAGACUCAUCACAGGGAUGGACCGAGGGCUGCAGGGCAUGUGUGUGAACGAGCGUCGGAGGAUCACCGUCCCGCCUCAUCUGGCCUACGGCAGCAUCGGAACAGGUGGUGUGGUUCCUCCUGAUGCCACCCUAGUGUAUGAUGUUCUUCUUCUGGACGUAUGGAACACAGAGGAUAAGGUCCAGAUCCGCACUAUCAGCAAACCUGCUAGCUGCAGCCGCAGCACUGCAGCAACAGAUUUCAUCCGUUAUCACUACAACGGCACGCUGCUGUCUGGGGAAACCUUUGACUCCAGUUAUGCAAGAAAUUCAACCUACGACACCUACCUGGGACAGGGCGACCUCAUCAAAGGACUGGACGAGGGUCUUCUGGGCAUGUGUGUUGGAGAGAGACGCGUCAUUAUCAUCCCUCCUUUUCUGGCGUACGGAGAAAACGGCAAUGGAACCAAGGUCCCCCCACAGGCGACGCUGGUGAUCCAGGCGCUGAUGGUUGACGUUUUUAACCCGAAGGACGAUGUGGUUGUGGCGGUGAAGGAGGCGCCUGAAGGCUGCACCCGCAGGACGGUAGCUGGAGAUUACAUCCGCUACCAUUACAACGGCACCUUUCAGGAUGGCACCCCUUUUGACUCCAGCUACCAGCGCAACAGCACCUACAACACCUACGUCGGUAUGGGGUAUGUGAUCCGAGGGAUGGACAAGGCUCUGCAGGGCUUGUGCGCGGGGGAGAAAAGGCGGGUCGUGAUUCCUCCUCACUUGGCGUACGGCGAAGGAGGAGUUGGAAACCUGAUCCCUGGCUCUGCUGUGCUGGUCUUUGACAUCCAUGUCAUUGAUUUCCACAACCCCAAGGAUCCGGUGGAGAUCAGAAUCACCCACAAGCCUCGAGAAUGCAACACGGCCAGCGGCGCCAACGACCUGAUUCGGUACCGCUACAACUGCUCCCUGAUGGACGGCACCCUCCUUUACUCCUCGGUCCAGUAUGACUCUCCUUCAGUCACAACUCUGGGAGCCAAUAAGGUGAUUCUGGGUCUGGAGGAAGGUUUGAAGGGCAUGUGUGUGGGUGAGAGGAGGGAAGUGGUGAUCCCUCCUCACUGGGCGCACGGAGAAAACGGAGCUGCUGGAGUUCCUGGGAGUGCUGUUCUUCUUUUUGAGCUGGAGUUGAUGGAGCUGCAGAAAGGUGUUCCUGAAGGCUUCAUGUUUGUGUGGCUCGGAGACAUCCCAGAUCCUCUUUUCAAUGCUCUGGACCUCAAUGGGGACAAAGAGGUCCCUCUGGGGGAGAGUUCAUCAGGCUGCAAGUUAAAGAGGGCAAAGGUCGUCUGCAGCCUGGGGUUGACGUCGACAGUGUUAUUAAAAACAUGUUUGAUGAUCAGGACAGGAAUAAAGAUGGGAGAAUUGUGGAGGACGAACUAAAGAUCAAAGACGAGGAGGCGGAGCAAGUGCGACGAGAUGAGUUAUGAAGAGCACACGUCUUGGUUUCAUGCUGCCAUCUCAGACACAGAAGCAGCUAAAUCGGUUAUGAACAGUUUUUUCCGAAUGUAAAAACAAAACAGCCGACAUUAAUAAAACCAAAAA
Messenger RNA from Nothobranchius furzeri (turquoise killifish), 1912 nucleotides. The record is from RefSeq and is a predicted model, not a curated record. Lineage: Eukaryota; Metazoa; Chordata; Actinopteri; Cyprinodontiformes; Nothobranchiidae.